This is a messenger RNA of Corylus avellana, 3021 nucleotides long. Lineage: Eukaryota; Viridiplantae; Streptophyta; Magnoliopsida; Fagales; Betulaceae. The record is from RefSeq and is a predicted model, not a curated record.
AUGGCUUCCCAAGGAGUCGCUUCCUCUUCUUCUUCCACUAGUCGGUGGAGAUAUGAUGUGUUCCUGAGUUUUAGAGGCGAAGAUACUCGUCUCAAUUUUACUGCCCAUCUACACAAAGCUUUGGAUCAAAAGGGAAUCAAGACCUUCAUAGAUGAUGAUGAGCUUAAAAGGGGAGAGGAGAUUUCUCAAGCACUUCUCAAAGCCAUUGAGGAGUCAAGAAUUUCAAUCGUUGUAUUUUCUCAAAACUAUGCAUCAUCUAAAUGGUGUUUGGACGAGCUAAUGAAGAUCGUUGAAAUAGAGGGGCAAACGGUUCUACCAGUAUUUUACAAGGUGGACCCAUCAGAUAUACGGCAUCACAAGAACAAUUAUGGAGAAGCAUUGGCUAAACAUGCAGAAAGGUUUAAUGAUGAUGAGAAAGUGGCGAAAUGGAAGGCAGUCCUAACACAAGUGGCCAAUUUGUCGGGGUGGCAUUUAGAGAAUUACAUGAAUGAAGCUAAAUUUAUUGAAGAACUCGUUCAUCAGGUCUCAGGAAUCGUGAAUCACACAUACUUGCAUGUUGCCAAGCAUCCAGUUGGAAUAAAGUCUCGUGCACAGAAGAUCAUUUCACUUUUAAGUAUUCAUGAGAAGAAGGAUGUACGCAUGGUAGGAAUCUUAGGAGCCGGCGGAAUUGGUAAGACAACUAUUGCCAAAGAUAUCUUCAACUCAAUUUCCUCUCAGUUUGAAGGUAGUUGUUUUCUUUCAAAUGUUGGAGAAACUCCUUUGGUCGAACUACAAAAUACACUUCUUUUGAAAAUCCUAGGACCUAAGGUGGUGGUUUACAGUGAUGGCGAAGGAAUUAUCAAGAUAAAGGAAAGACUUUGUUCUAAAAGGAUACUCCUUAUUCUUGAUGAUGUGGGUAGUAAACGGGCCCAAUUAGAUAAAUUGGCUGGAGAAGUUGAUUGGUUUGGUUUAGGAAGUAGGAUCAUCAUAACAACAAGAGACAGCAAAGUAUUGGCUUCGCAUGGAGUAGUUGAUGAUCUAAUAUAUGAGGUGAAGGAAUUGGACCGGAAAGAAGCUCUCGAGCUCUUUUGUUGGAAUGCUUUCAAAGGAGACAAACCUAUUGAUGGUUUUCUGAAACUAGUGGAAGAUGCAAUAAGUUAUGUUGGGGGCCUUCCACUAGCUUUAGAAGUGCUAGGUUCAUAUUUGCAUGUUUUUGGAAUGCACAACUUAUUGCGGGACAUGGGUAGAGAAGUUGUUCAGCAAGAAUCACGUGACGACCCCUUUCAACGUAGUAGAUUAUGGUUUCAUAAAGAUGUUCGAGAAGUCCUUGAGGAUGAUAGGGGAACAAACAAAAUUCAAAGCAUAUUGGUAGAUUUGCCUGAAGGAGAAGACAUGGUGGACUUGAGUUCCAAGGCCUUCGAGAAAAUGAGAAGCUUAAGAUUGCUUAUGGUUACCCCUAAUGCACGUUUUUCUACGAGGCCGAAUUUUCUUCCUAAUACGUUAACAGUGAUUGAUUGGCCUAAUUGUCCUUUAGAAUCUUUGCCGUCUAAUUUUCGUGGAGUGAACCUCAUUGUUUUAAGAAUGCCUCAUAGCCUUCUCAAGGAAUUGAAGGAAAUCAAGCUGGGUGAUAGCACCUACGCAGCCAUCGCUGGGCUUUGUGCCACACGGCCCCAACCUUCACCAAAUGCCACGACCAGGGCUAGGUGGUUUCACCCAACCACGGCCAGCCACACCUUUUGUUUUUGGUAUGAGAGGAAUAAGUGGAUUCCAAAUUUAGAGGAUUUGUUGCUUGAUGAUUGUACAAAUUUAGUGGAGAUUCACCAUUCAGUUGGAUUUCUUGAUAAGCUAGUAAAUUUGAGUCUUAGGGGAUGCUAUAACCUUUGUCGUUUUCCGAGAAGCCUCAAGUUGAGAUCUUUAAAAUAUCUUGGUGUUAUAAAUUGCUCAAGGCUUAAUUACUUUCCAGAAAUUGAGUGUCAGAUAGAGUGUUUAGAAUGCGUCUUCUUUACAAACACCGGUAUAAAAGAAUUGCCUUCAUCUAUUGCGUACCUCAUUGGGCUUCAAGAGUUAUAUCUACAAGGUAACAAAAACCUUGUGCAUCUUCCAAGUAGCAUUUCUCAGUUGCAACAUUUAAAUAAACUUAAUCUCUGUGAUUGUUCAAAACUUGUUAAGUUUCUAGAUAAAAUGGGGGAGAUCAGACAGUCCUUGCCCUCGAUAGUAUUUCCAGGACUGGGAGAGUUGUAUCUAAGGGAUUGUGUCCUAUUAGAAUCAAGUUUCUUGAGUAUAUUUAAUUGCUCCAGCACAUUGUCAAUCUUAAAGCUAUCGGGGAGUGCUAUUGUUACCAUUCCUGCAUGCAUCGAAAGAUUUGAUUGCUUGUCAAGUCUUUACUUGAUUAAUUACAAGCAACUUCGAAAAAUUCUAGGACUUCCACCAAAUAUAAAACACGUGUUUGCAGAGGGGUGCAUGUCAUUGGAAACAUUUUUCGAAGAACCACAAACAUCUCAAUUAAUGAAUACAUGGUGGUUACCGGAGCUUGAACUUGUAUGGGAUGAAACAACUUAUUUGGCACGAGGCCCUGUGGGCAGUGGUGCUCCUUCUUCAGCCUAUCAGAAUAGACUUUAUGAUAAGCAUCGUUACUUUCAGUGUUUGGUUUCGGGAAAUAAGAUUCCAGAUUGGUUCAACUAUCAGAAAAUGGUUUCAAAUAGUAAUAAAUGUCGAAUAGAUAUUGAUGAGGCUGCAGAUAUGUUUGGGGAGUUCAAAAUAAUUGCUUUCUCUGCUCUUGUUGGAAUAGACGAUGUAGAAACAGAUCGUUUAUUUUCAUGUAACAUUAUCAUCACUGCUAGCGGUAGUAAAAUCGUUGACGAGAUUGCAGGUCAUUGGAUACCGGAAUCAAGUUAUGUAUGGCUGCGUUUCGAUGUUCCACAAUAUUAUUUUAAGCUUCCAAGUGUUGAUCGUGUGCGAGUUACAUUUAGAGUUCCAAAGCCAGUGCACUUCAAAAGUUGUGGAUUCCAUUUGGUACAUCUUGUAAAGAGAAAAGGCGAUUGA